AUGAGGAGGGCAGUCACCGCUCUGGCUGCUCCGGGUAGGACGCUUUCCACACAGGCUACGCGCCCAACGGCUCAGCAAAGUUGGAGCAGCCGCAUCCUUGAAGCGAAACGGGCUGCCGUGGAGCAGGGAGCCGGGGCAAAUGCUGGCAAAGACCUGCUGGACAAGCUGUGUGCCUCAGAGGCUGCCUCAGAGCUGCUGAAAGCUCCAGACGUCCGGCAUGCUGUGUUCGUGGCCAAUCCUAAACCCUCAAUUGAUCUAUGUGUGCAAUUGCUGCCUCACGCAACCCGAAGCGACUAUUGGACCUGUUUGCGGACCGCACUUUAUCGUCACAAGUUUGUCGAGUCGUUCAAAAUUAUUGACAUAUAUCCAGAGUCUCUACAGCUAUCCGUGGUACCUUUUGCAAUCGGCCUCGCGUCCUGUACGCCGUGGCUGCCUACUCUGGUAGCCCCCAUUGUUGCUGGGUGCUGGAUCGGGCUGGCCGCGGCUGCGUUCAGCGAUGCAAACCUCACCCACGUACGCUGGAAGCCUAACGUCAAGUGGAAAUACCGCUUAUUGAACGGAACCCAACUAAGAAUGGCAAACACGCUCGUGGAACACUACGAAGAACUUCCUCGAGCCCCGAAUCGAGGUUUUGCUGCCAGGUUCGGCGCUGUAUCGUGA
This is a messenger RNA of Wickerhamiella sorbophila, 660 nucleotides long. RefSeq lists its product as hypothetical. The coding region runs from base 1 to 660 and encodes 219 amino acids. Lineage: Eukaryota; Fungi; Ascomycota; Dipodascomycetes; Dipodascales; Trichomonascaceae. The record is from RefSeq and is a predicted model, not a curated record. The transcript has 2 exons.